AUGAGCUCUCCUCCUGCCCCUAACGCCGGUAGUAACCGACGAGACGGUUCCCGGCAAACAGGCCAGGAGGAUACAUGGCACCCUGCGAGAGCAUGGCUCGAGGAAGACGAAGAGGAAGAUGAAGAAGAUGAAGAGGAAUAUGCAACAGAAGACCCUGAUGAGGAGGACUACUUUAUGCGCGAGAUUCGGGAGACGGAAGAUAGAGCUGACAACUAUCAGCCCAUUGACGAACAUGACUCAAACAGAGGUCCUGGAUUAAAUUUAGGCGGCAUACAAAUCGAGUUCGCGAUGGAUGGAGAUAACCACGCUGGCGGAGGUCAUCCAGCGGGGCGACAGGCUCAAGUUUCUACUACACAGUUACUCGAUUUACUGGCUUCCGGUGGCCUCGGGCAUAUAUUUGGUCAUCAUGGUUUCCCCCGCGGUCCUGGGCCGGGUGAUGACAUUGUUGAUGAUGACUAUGAUGAUUACGAAGAAUAUGGGAUUUUGGGGUUGGGGAGGCGAGUUCCAAGAAGGAGGGGACCUCCUCAAUAUCCCAAGGUGCCGAGCGACGAAGGUUUGAAACUGAUGAGGUCAGGAAUAUUUGGGGCAGAUCCCAACUACAUUGAUGAGCGUGCGGGACGCAAGAAGACACUCGUGGAGAAGAUAAUGUGGCGGGAAUUGGGGGUUGACGGGCAAAGUUUGCAAAGGAGCAAAACUCCGUCAAUAGCGCAAGGCCUUAUCCCCGGCACAACCGCAGACAAGAUUAUUCAUUACGACGCAAGGUGUUACUCGGGUCAGUUUUCUGAUGAUGGGAACUUCUUUUUCUCUUGCGCCCAAGACUUCAAAGUCAGAAUGUAUGACACUUCCAACCCCUAUGAGUGGAGAUACUACAAGACGGUGGACUACCCUUUUGGCUCAUGGACAAUCACCGAUGCUACGUUGAGUCCAGACAACAAAUUCUUAGCGUAUAGUUCACUUCGCCAUCUCGUUUGUCUUGCACCGACAGACCCGGAUGAUUCUUCAGAUCCAACUGUUUUGGACCUUGCCUCAUCGCCUGGAGGAAGAGUCGGGCGGGACAUAUUUGGGAGAGAUGGGUUUGCCGUCUGGUCCGUCCGAUUUUCGGGAGAUGGCCGUGAGAUUGUUGCUGGCACUGGGGACUAUUCCGUGAUUGUGUAUGACCUUGAAACGAGGCAAACCGUCCUUCGCAUACGAAAUCACCAAGACGAUGUGAAUGCAGUUUGCUUUGGAGACAAGUCCUCGCCUCACAUCCUCUAUUCUGGGUCAGAUGACAGUACUAUUCGCAUCUGGGAUAGGAGAUCUAUGGGUGACAGACGAGAAGCUGGGGUGUUUAUAGGACACACCGAAGGUUUGACGUACGUUGAUAGCAAGGGUGAUGGCCGAUAUGUUUUAUCCAACAGCAAGGAUCAGACCAUGAAACUGUGGGACUUGCGCAAAAUGACGUCUACAGCCAAAUUCGACUCUCUUCAAUCCACGAGUUAUGGAACUGGGUUCGAUUAUAGGGUUGACCGUUUCCCAUCAGACUUCUAUUACCCGCACCCGGAUGACUGCUCUGUUGUUACGUUCCGAGGCCACAGUGUUCUUAAAACUCUAAUCCGAUGUCAUUUCUCUCCGCCCGGAAGCUCGGACUCUCGGUAUGUGUAUAGUGGUAGUCAAGAUGGAAAGGUCUACGUGUGGAAUCUUGACGCAACAUUGGCUGGAACGAUGGAUGUUGAAAAAGCGACUGACUUUUCCCGUCCUCGCCCUCGUCGAUUCCAAGGUCAUAUGGGUGGAAGCAACGGCAGGAAAUGGCAAACCUGUGUGCGUGAUGCCAGUUGGCAUCCAAACGCCCCCGUUUUGGCAGCAACGUCUUGGAAUGGCUGGGGCUCUGCAACAGGCACUUGUACGAUACACUCUUGGAAUGAUGGGGCUCGUCGGGACGAGUGUGGACCGGAACUUACACAUGGGGAUAGCUAUGAUGCUGAACUGAACCAUACUGAUGCAGCUGAAAAGGCAUUGAAUGAACACGCCUGGCAGGAUGAACAAGCGUGGGAUGCAUGGGAGGCAGAGCUAUGA
Aspergillus puulaauensis is the source of this 2052-nucleotide messenger RNA. Its product is annotated as WD40 repeat domain-containing protein. Gene Ontology annotation, biological process: proteasome-mediated ubiquitin-dependent protein catabolic process. Gene Ontology annotation, molecular function: protein binding. NCBI's taxonomy places the organism in Eukaryota, Fungi, Ascomycota, Eurotiomycetes, Eurotiales, Aspergillaceae. Bases 1 to 2052 code for a protein of 683 amino acids. The record is from RefSeq and is a predicted model, not a curated record. The transcript has 6 exons. Gene Ontology annotation, cellular component: Cul4-RING E3 ubiquitin ligase complex.